Benincasa hispida (wax gourd) is the source of this 1239-nucleotide messenger RNA. The record is from RefSeq and is a predicted model, not a curated record. Lineage: Eukaryota; Viridiplantae; Streptophyta; Magnoliopsida; Cucurbitales; Cucurbitaceae.
UCUUCUUUGCUUUUAGGGCUGGAAAUCGUGAAAGGCUAAACGGAGACGGAUUAGAGGCUUCGCCGGCGGUGGGUGUCGGUUAAAGAAAUCAUGGAUAACGAUUUGUAAGGCUGGGUAGUCGAGUACAGAGGCUGAAAAGCGGCGGGUAGGAGAAAAAGAAAGAAGAGAAAAAGUAUUAUCCGAUAUGGUAGGUGGUGUACGUAUCCAGCUCAAUAGAUGGCAGCAAGCUGCAGUUGCAUUUGGUUCAGCAGUAGGCGCCUUGCUGGAUCCACGGCGAGCAGAUCUAAUAGCAGCUCUUGGGGAGACAACCGGAAAGCCUGCUUUUGAAAGGGUUCUUGAAAGGAUGAAAAAAACUGCCGAAGGCAGAGCAGUGUUGUUGGAGCGACCACGUGUGUUAUCAUCAGAAGUUGGGCAUGCAUGGGACCUUCCAUCCAACACCUUUGGAGGUGCAUAUGCUAAUUUUAUGGGUUCCAGGAACUUUUCUCCAGACGACCGGCCUCCUGUUCGAUUCAUGGAUACUGAUGAACUCGAGUAUGUUGCCAUGCGAGCUCGUGAGGUUCAUGACUUCUGGCACACCUUAUUUGGUCUUCCCACGAACUUGAUCGGCGAGUCGGCAUUGAAGGUUAUUGAAUUUGAGCAAAUGCACCUUCCAAUGUGCAUGCUGUCUGUUUUGGGAGGCACAGCAAGAUUCAAUGAGAAACAGAGAAAAUUGUUUUUCCAGCAUUACUUCCCUUGGGCUAUCCGUGCUGGCAUGCAAUGCACAGAUCUCAUGUGUAUAUAUUAUGAGCGACACUUCCACGAGGAUUUGAAUGAUGUGCGGGCGAAAUGGGGAAUAAUUCCUGCACCUCCAUCUCCCUAACGUUUUUGCUUGGCAAGUAAGAUAGAGGUCUGAUUGAUAAUCCAUAGGAAAGCUCAUCUCCAUCCAUCUUGAUGCUUCGAUCAUGGAUGUCAUCAGAAUAUUCUCCUGAUAAGGGUUCGUUCUUGACAUCUUUCUGAAAGUUCACAUGGGAAGAUUGAGACGCCUUUGUUCAUAUCAGAUUGAGUCCUGUCUAUCGAUUAUUAUUGCUAAAUGUGGAGAAUAUUUGUAGUAAUGAGUAUUUGUAGUUAACUAAUUAUUGUUAUUUCUCAAAAGUAUCUAGUUGAGGUUGAAAAAUGAGGCACAAUCUACGGCUUCGCUGGUUAUAAUUUGAUGAAUAUUUUAUUUAAAUAAAUAAAUAGAUAAGAUAAAUUGGUAAUGCA